GUUACCAGGUGGGCAGGACCGUAACGUUACAGUAAAGACCAUUCCCAGUGAAGACCAGCGGUGGGAGUGUAACGUUACAGUAGCUAGCUAACUAUUCCCAGUAAAGACCAGCGGUGGGAGUGUAACGUUACAGUAGCUAGCUAGCUAACUAUUCCCAGUAAGGACCAGAGGAGGGAGUGGAGUGCUGCUCAGUGCGGACUGGACCAGAGGAGGAAAGAGUCACCCAGUAGCUCAAGUUAGCUGGCUAACUUGCUGCUAGCUAAUCUAAAGCUUAAAAUGUUUACUUUCCGCGCUUUGCAAACUCAACGGGAUGGUUGCAAAGCCGAAGGGUUGUGCCAUGACAUUUGUUGUUGAUGUUUCCGAGCCUUGAGUUAUGCUCUCACGAAAGAAAAGUAAAAACGAAGCGUCGAAACCAGCCGAGGUACACGGGAAAUAUGUGAAGAAGGAAACGUCGCCGCUCCUGAGAAAUCUUAUGCCUUCAUUCAUCCGUCAUGGACCCACUAUUCCCAGACGCACAGAGGUCCCUCUGCCAGAUAUGGGGCCCUCUGCCUACCCUGUGGCACCCACCCGGGAGCCAGUGGUGUCCCGCAACAAGAGCUUUCUCCGUGCCCCUGUGCAGAGGCCUCCUCAUGAGGUGGCCCGCAGAGAGAGCCACCGCAUGUCAGCACCUCCAUACCUGCCUCGCAGCCAGGGAGACCUGUCUCACGAGUACGGAGGAUCCUCACAGUCUUUCCUCACAGACGUGAGCCCCAUGUCUGAGAAUGGAGAUGCUGCCCGGUAUUACUACCCUUCUGAACCUUAUUAUGACAACCAGCAGCACCAACAGCAGCAGCAGCAUCAGCAACGCCAGCCCAGGAGGGUCCCGGACCGCUUUCCUGAGGACUAUAGAUACUAUGAUCACAAUGAACACAACUUCCAAAGACUUCCACAACAACACACUCCUCCAGCUCAAAGCAGACCUCCUUCAGGCAUAGGUCGAAUACAGGCCAAGUCCCUUGGGAACCUCUCCGGUCUCGGAGAGGACCUCCCCCUUCCGGGCGGCUGGACCGUUGACUGGACCAUCCGUGGCAGGAAGUACUACAUUGACCACAACACGAACACUACACACUGGAGCCACCCUCUGGAGAGGGAAGGGCUCCCUCCAGGCUGGGAAAAGGUGGAGUCAGCUGAGUUUGGGGUCUACUAUGUGGAUCACAUCAACAAGAGGGCACAGUAUCGACACCCCUGUGCUCCGAGUGUGCCUCGCUAUGAUCAGCCUCCACCAUUACCGCCUCCUGUGACCUAUCAGCCACGCCCUGCAGAGAGGAACCAGCCGGUGCUGGUGCCAGCUAACCCGUACCACACAGCAGAGAUCCCAGACUGGCUGCAGGUGUACGCCCGUGCCCCACUCAAGUAUGACCACAUCUUGAAGUGGGAGUUGUUCCAGCUGGCAGACUUGGACACGUAUCAGGGAAUGCUGAAGCUGCUCUUCAUGAAGGAGCUGGAACACAUCGUCAAAUCCUACGAGGCGUACCGACAGGCGCUGCUGUCUGAGGUGGAGGCUCGCAAACAGCGGCAGCAGUGGUACGCCCAGCAGCCCAACAAGAACUUCAUUGGGAACGUGUGAUGUGUAUGCGCCGCGGGGACGUCUCGCUGCCACACCUCUCUGAGGUUUCCACAGUUUGGGAGCGGUCAGGGUUUCUUUUGAAAUCAUGAUUGACUCUUAAUUGCCUCUUUACCAAACACAUCUGUGCCUUCGCUUGAUCCAAAUAUAACAGCCAGGAAGUCAAGACACGCAUUGGCUGGGGCCCCCGUCCCCUCCAUGUGACACUCAAGUUAUGAAUGAAAAAAAAAAAAAAAAACGCUCCAAUGAAGAAGCAGAACCUAUAAUGUGCUACAUCUGGGGAGACUGCUUGUGGUGCCAUUUCCAGCCUCUGCCCUGACAAUGGAAUUGCUGUAUGGAUUUCUGUUUUUAAGACUGAGGCAAACAGAGUCUGGAAAAACUACGGAUAUUUGUUCAAAAACAUGAGAUUGUGCCUUUUUAUUAAAAUAAAACGCAGCAAUUUUUAUACACCAGCUACUCUGUCAUUUUUGUCUGUGGGACAAAAUGACAGGCAGCUUCUUCUAAUUUGUUUCUCUAUGAAAUACUUCAUAACUAUUUUUUUUUUCCUUUUGCUGUGAUACCCUCAUAAACUAAAACCACACUUUUUUUACAUAAAACAAAAAGUGUGCAUCUCUUUCUUUUUUUUCAAUGACAUAUCCUUUAUAAGACAAUCCACCAAAACUUUCACAGAUAUUUAAGUUUUGAUAUGAAACACGUCUUUAUUUAAAGACCUUUUGUUGAAUGAAAGCAUCACAUUUUGAUGCAGUGGUUUGAGCAUCUCUUGGCUCUUGGCGUUACUGUAAGUCAGGAAUAUUCUCGUGUGUGUAUAAUGAAACAAAUAAGCUACUGGAACUAUAUAAAACACUUCAGAAGACACAUUAAGUUUGCCAAACAAGUACAUUUCAACGUGUCCUUGUUUCAUUCUUUCUGGAUAUUUCUUGCCUCGGUAAUGCCUUAUUGUUAUGGACUGACACGUCUCUUCUGCGGAAGAGGUGCAGAUUCUUGGAGGCAUAUUCUAUUGAUCACUAAUCAAUCAGCUUAAGCCAUUUUAGGAUACUCAGAAAUGUUUUGUGCUGGAAGUUUUGUCUUGUAAAGACAGGUGCUAGCUUCCAAUCAAUUGUCUCACUAAGGUGAAAAAGACAUGCUUUAUGACAUACUUUAAAAAUGUCCAACGAAAACUAUUCUCACAGUCAAAUAAAGGAAAGUGUUUAACAGGAAGUGUUUAUGAGAGUGGUGAUGCAUUCAACAUUUCUGAAUGUCCAAAAAGGGUUUCUGAUUAGGUAACAGUGGAAUAGGUGUGUAAAUAACCUUCUCUUCAAUGAGUCCUUUACUAUGCAAGAAGGUCUCAAUCACAUCUUUUAAGAAUGGUGUUUGUACAUAUCUGAUUUUGUGGAUUGCAAAUACAGGACAUACGUAAUAAAGUCUGCAGUGAAGAAAAAAUACA
Molecule: messenger RNA, 3026 nt
Organism: Perca fluviatilis (European perch)
Lineage: Eukaryota; Metazoa; Chordata; Actinopteri; Perciformes; Percidae
Gene: sav1
Product: salvador family WW domain containing protein 1
Exons: 5
Coding region: 374-1606 (410 amino acids)
Biological process (GO): apoptotic process; regulation of cell population proliferation; hippo signaling
Molecular function (GO): protein binding; molecular adaptor activity
Source: RefSeq, a predicted model, not a curated record